GAGAAGCUCCCAGCGGUCGGUCGCGCGGCUGCCAUGGCACCUCCCCACGUCGGGAUGACGCUGCACGAUGCCGACCAGAAAUACGACAUCGCCCGCACGCACCUCACGUUCCGGCAAGGAACGGUAGCUUUCAAGUUCGGCCCAAUGUACCUCACCAUCCCGACCGUCAGAGUGAUGUUCGUGUUCGAGAGAGAAGACGACUCGCAGUACCAGACGCUCAAGGCGGCCGCCGAGAAGAUGCACUACGAGUGCACGCUGGCACCGAACACUGAGGAGGCGCUCAGCUACUACCUCAUGGCCCACCCGCACUUAGUGUUCGUCGACGCGCGAGACGGAAACUCCACCGAACCGGCGACCUUGUGCAGAAUGCUGCGAAGUUUCAAGGGUUGUGAAUUCUCUUGCCUCGUCGCUGUCGUAAAGAAAGGGCUGGCCGAACAAGAAGACGCUGCCAUAAUUCCGCUGCUCAGGUCUGGCUACAACAGGUGGUUCUCGGAAUCGUGCUCCUUGGGCGUGUGCCUGAACGAGAUGAUCCAGAUCGAGCACAACGACCUGAUUAACCUGUGGAAGCUCAUGGCUUCCGAGACAUUUUUCUCCGCGCUGAACUUUACGCGGGACAGUGUCAUCGUUACUGGGCCAAAGCACGAGAUUCAGUAUAUGAACAGCGCCGCCGAAAAGCUAGUCGGCUUCUCGGUCGAGGAGAUGCUGGGAACAGACGCCCGAGAUCUGCACCAAAUAGCGUUGCUCAGGCCGGACGUCGCUGGAGACAUCGGCACGCAGCUGAGCAAGGGCAAGGAGUGGCAGGGCACUCUGUUACAGAAGCGAAAGGGCGGAGAGUGCGUACCCGUGCUCAGCAAGAUCACUCCCAUUGACAUAAACAUCGUCGGGAAAUCGGACUACAUCGUGUACACGAAGGAGAACCCAUUCUUCAUGGACAAACCGUUCUCGGCUGACAUGGUUGGAAUCAGCAGACGGCAGUCAUUCGCAAAGUUAAACGCCAUGGUGAUUGAAGCACCUGUCACAAAGGUCCUGAACGUGCUGGUGAAGGCCAAAGAGAGUACCACAGCACCAGCCGUGGUGCAGCAACUGGACCGCGUCAUCGACAUCCUCUGCUCCAGCGGGCUCUACAACCCACAACUUGGCGCCAUCCAGACUAAGACCGAGGAACAAGCAGCACCCGACCUGGCGACAGCUGUAACGAAUGUCGGAUCGCCACAGAGACCGAUGGGCGUCCGCCGGUUCUCCUACGAGGUGACGCAGAGGAGAGUGAGCUCCGCCAGCACGACUUCCAGUAGCACGGUUCCGUGCCUGUCUUCGGCGCCGCCUAAGAUCGCCGAGUUGUUGGAGAACGACGUCAAGUGGGAGUUUGAUAUUAUCGAACUGGAAACUCUCACUGCACGGCGGCCGCUCAUCUGGCUGGGCAUGUCAGUGUUCUCAAAGAUGAACGUGCACACGAGUUUGGAGACGGACGACGCCACCAUACGCAACUGGCUACAACUGGUGGAGAGUCACUACCUGGACAACCCGUACCACAACUCGACGCACGCCGGCGACGUGAUGCAGGCCACCGCCUACUUUCUGCUUAAGCUGAGGAAAAAGGCGAGUCAUCUGGCAGACAUCUUCGACCCGCUGGACGAGGCUAUCUGCCUCAUAUCAGCAGUGGUUCACGACAUUGACCACCCCGGAAGGUCGAGCCAGUUCCUCAUCAACUCUGACAACGAACUGGCAAUCCUCUACAAUGACCGCUCUGUGCUCGAGAGCCACCAUGCAGCGAUCGCAUUCAAGCUGACGCUGUCGGACGAGAAGGUGAACAUAUUCCUGAAGCUGGACCGAGACACAUACCGCACAGUGCGAGCGUCCGUCAUCGACAUGGUAUUGGCUACUGAGAUGACCAAGCACUUCGAGCACCUUUCUAAGUUCAUCAACGUCUUCCAGAAGCCACUGCAAGGAGAAAGCGCACUCGAUGUGCAGGAGGAAGAAGAAGAUAACACGCUGCGAUCUUCCGAAAACAUCAUCCUCAUAAAACGAAUGCUCAUCAAAUGUUCGGACGUGUCCAACCCGGCUCGACCCAUUCACCUAUGCAUCCAGUGGGCACAACGAAUCGCCGAAGAGUACUGUGCCCAGACGGACGAGGAGAAGCGGCGAGGCUUGCCCGUUGUGAUGCCCGCCUUCGACCGCCUCACCUGCAAGAUCGCCAGUUCGCAGGUUGGCUUUGUAAACUACUUCGUGCGUGAGAUGUUCCGGGCCUGGUCAGACUUCGGCGAGAUCCCCGAACUGAUGGAUUAUAUUGAGAAGAACUAUGUCUACUGGAGCGAGAAGGACAAGUGACCCGUUCAGCGAACUAAACACUGUGGCACAUUGCG
This is a messenger RNA of Rhipicephalus sanguineus (brown dog tick), 2360 nucleotides long. Its product is annotated as high affinity cAMP-specific and IBMX-insensitive 3',5'-cyclic phosphodiesterase 8B. Gene Ontology annotation, molecular function: 3',5'-cyclic-nucleotide phosphodiesterase activity. The transcript has 18 exons. NCBI's taxonomy places the organism in Eukaryota, Metazoa, Arthropoda, Arachnida, Ixodida, Ixodidae. The coding region runs from base 34 to 2325 and encodes 763 amino acids. The record is from RefSeq and is a predicted model, not a curated record. Gene Ontology annotation, biological process: positive regulation of ERK1 and ERK2 cascade; signal transduction.